AUGAACGCCGAACCACACGAUUUCCGUGAUCACAAAGCACACAUGAAGUGGACUCAAGAAAAAGAAGCGUAUCGUGCAAAUAUUCCAAUGAUUCCACAAGACAUGUCCGGUGGCUCUCGUGGUCAAACAGCCGCCACAACUGUUCUUCAGAAGGCACUCAACAAUCCACUCGUACCGCUUGGAAUGCUCGCAACUACUGGAUGUCUUAUUGGAAUGAUGGUUGCCACGUUGCGUCGUAGUUCCCGAGAUGCUCAAUUAUUCAUGCGUGGUCGAGUUGUUGCUCAAGGACUCACUGUGGCUGCUCUUGUCGGUGGAGCUGUAAUGUUUGGAAUCGGUGCACCCACUGACGCGGCUCUUCGUGCUCCAGGAAAAGGACAAGCCAAUGUUGUCUCAUUAACUCCGCCACCAGCAGUUUCGAAUCAGCAUUGA
Messenger RNA from Caenorhabditis remanei, 429 nucleotides. RefSeq lists its product as uncharacterized. Gene Ontology annotation, biological process: mitochondrial respirasome assembly. Bases 1 to 429 code for a protein of 142 amino acids. The record is from RefSeq and is a predicted model, not a curated record. NCBI's taxonomy places the organism in Eukaryota, Metazoa, Nematoda, Chromadorea, Rhabditida, Rhabditidae. The transcript is spliced from 3 exons. Gene Ontology annotation, cellular component: mitochondrion.